Fimicolochytrium jonesii is the source of this 1146-nucleotide messenger RNA. RefSeq lists its product as uncharacterized. The record is from RefSeq and is a predicted model, not a curated record. NCBI's taxonomy places the organism in Eukaryota, Fungi, Chytridiomycota, Chytridiomycetes, Spizellomycetales, Powellomycetaceae. The transcript has a single exon. The coding region runs from base 76 to 690 and encodes 204 amino acids.
GUGAGCAUGACGUCCGUUUUCCACCUCCAAAGCAGCCUCCACAUUUAGCAGAUUUCAGCACACUCAUUCAAUAAGAUGUCCACCUUUCAACCCACCGCUACUACCACCGGAGUCUUCCCACAACUCCUCAAGGCAGCUCCCACGUCGCCGUUAGCCAGCGCCGCCCCCUUGUCCACCCCUCACCACUCAUGGAGUACACCCAGUACGCUCGCGCCGUCCGCCGAUCAUCACCCCGACAUCCCCGCAUCCUCUCUUCUGACGUCCUCGUCAGCAUUCGAAGCUGACGAGCGGUCGUUACCACCAAGCCUCGCAGAACGUAACGACGGCGAGGACUACAUAGAAGACGACACAACCACCGCCGGCGGCCUCAUGACCCUCGACAACGGCGACACAGCCAACACCCAACCGAUACACGAUCUCGAAGCCUCCUACUGCGCCACUGAAGGCGAGGAGUUCAUGCUCCUGGACGCCUCCUCACCGGCUCGUCGUGCGGAAGAAUCCGACGAAGAGUCAGAACGCACCGAGAAUGCGCCCGCGUAUGCCGAGGAAGAUGAGAAUGAUUGGGAUGUGGGGCUUAGGCGGCAGGAGCAUGAUUGGCGGUUCCAGGAGGAGGCGGGGCUGGAUUAUGGGGAUGAGGAGGUGGGGAGGAUGAGUGAUGAUGAGGGGAUGGAUCCGGUGGAGAAUGCUUGACGGGCGAGGUUUUGGUGGUGAGGGUUUGAAGUUUUGGAGAGUGAUUUUGGGGUUAGAGGCAGUGCGAAUGGGAAGCCGGCGACGGCGAGUGAAGUGAGUGUGGCGAGAUGCGCCCUCUGGGAUUGUGAGGGAAGCCAUCCUCCGCAGUCAGUGCGCCAUCCGAGCGAUGGAUUGCUGCAGAUCGCAACAUGCCGCUGCCUGCCAGUUUAUGGCCGGGAAAUGGCCAACCGCCGCAAGUUGGCAAAUGCCAAUGGCCGCACAAAAGGAGGAGCAAGAGGCACGAAGGCCAGGGCAAGUAGGGCGAUCUCAGUAGACGCUGGCCUGUUUUUUUUUUUUGGGAAGGAGGAGUAGGCAGAUACGCGACGAGAAAGAGACCGUAUCCGGAUUCUGAAAUAAUACUCAAUUUUGGCUCAUUGCGGACAAGAGAUUCGAGAUUGAAGAGCGGGAGAUUGAAGG